CAACUGAAUUAGAUCAAGAAUUUAAUAAUAUGUCUUUUAUUCAUUUUCGAUAUGCUGCUUACAUUAUCAACUUGGCAGUAAAAGCUGAAAUGAAAUAUGUAGGAGAUGAAAUCAAAAAACUUCAUCAAUUUAAUUCUACAUAUUUAAUGAUUGCUAGACAAACUUUAAUGCAAAAUAUUUCUGAAUUACUUAUAACAACAAGUCCUGAAGAUCUUGAUAAUCUUUUUUCAACAAUUUCUGAAUAG
Messenger RNA from Funneliformis caledonium, 245 nucleotides. Lineage: Eukaryota; Fungi; Glomeromycota; Glomeromycetes; Glomerales; Glomeraceae. The record is from the annotation of a GenBank genome assembly.